Molecule: messenger RNA, 1952 nt
Organism: Malaya genurostris
Lineage: Eukaryota; Metazoa; Arthropoda; Insecta; Diptera; Culicidae
Product: UDP-glycosyltransferase UGT5-like
Exons: 3
Coding region: 74-1627 (517 amino acids)
Molecular function (GO): UDP-glycosyltransferase activity
Source: RefSeq, a predicted model, not a curated record
GAACUGUGAGGAUCGCGCUGAAUGGUACUGUGUCAGCCAAAACAGUGACAUUGUUUUUGUAUUUAGUUUUGAAAUGUUUAUUUACGGCCUCGCCGUGUUUCUUCUGACUAGCUUAACAUGGCAGUCAACGGAAACAUCUCGUAUUUUGGGUGUAUUUGCAUUUCCUGGUCGCAGCCAUUGGAUGAUGAUCGAUGCAGUUUUGAAUGAAUUGCUGGACCGCGGUCACCAGGUGACGUGUAUAGGUAAUUAUCCAUUGUCGAGAAGCCAUGACAAUUACACCGAAAUUCGGAUAGCUCCGAUCUAUGACUUCUGGAAUAAAUCAGUCAAUGUAGAUUCGCUGUACGAUUUAACGGAAAUAUCAAUCCACCAGAUGUUGGUAGAUUUCCUGUUCAGCUUGGGACUGGAAACGGCUGAGUAUGGCUUCACGAGAGAGAACGUGAAAAACUUUAUCCUCACCGAUCACGGUCAGUUUGAUUUGAUUCUGGCUGAGCAAUUUUACCAGGAAGCAUACCUAAUGUUUGCUCACAAAUACCAGGCACCGAUUGUCACUGUUGGAACGUUUGGUUUUGCACAGUAUAUGGGUCCAAUGAUGGGCAUGAUGAAUAUGUGGUCCCAUGUGCCACACGAAUUUCUACCUUUUACCGACAAAAUGACACUUCCGCAACGGAUUGUCAAUUCAAUGGUUAGUUUCUAUGAAUUGGUGUUAAGAUCAGUCUACUACAUGCCUAAACAGGAAUCUAUGGCACUCAAAAAUUUUGCUCACCUGGAUGGUCCGCUACCGAAAAUAACCGAGUUAGAACGGAAGGUGUCUUUGAUUUUGCUAAACAGUUACGUUCCACUCACAUCAACUCGAGCCAAAGUUCCUGGCCUAGUUCAAGUAGGCGGUUUACAUAUUAAAAAACCGGAACCACUUCCAGGUGACCUUCGUAAAUUCUUAGAUGAGGCAAAAUAUGGUGCUAUAUACUUUAGCCUGGGAACGAAUUUGCGUAGCGCCGAUAUGCCGCAGGAUAAGCUAGACGCUAUUUUCAGUGUAUUUCGUUCGAUAAAACAACGAGUUGUUUGGAAAUUUGAGGACGAAUCAAUUCCAAACUUACCAUCGAAUGUAAUGGUAAAGGCAUGGUUACCGCAGAGUGACAUUCUUGCUCAUCCCAACGUUAAAGUCUUCAUCACUCAUGGUGGCCUUUUAGGAACUCAAGAGGGAGUUUAUCGGGCAGUUCCGAUGCUAGGGAUUCCGAUCUACUGUGACCAACAUUUGAACAUGAACCAAGCGGUGCUGGGAGGUUAUGCUGUACAACUGUACUUUCCGAACAUUACCGAAAGUUCUUUCCGAUGGGCACUAGAAGAGUUGCUGUACAAUCCGGAAUACAAGAAAAACAUUGAUCGGACUUCGGCUAUAUUUCGGGAUCGUCCUAUUUCCGCUCUGGAUGAAGCAACAUUUUGGAUUGAGUACGUUAUACGACACAAAGGUGCACCACAGUUAAGGUCAGCGGGACUGGACUUGCCGUGGCUUAGUUUCGCACUUCUAGAUGUAGUUGGCGUGAUUCUACUGGGACUGUUGCUGGCAGGAUGGACUAUUAAAAAAGUUGUGGAUUUCUGCUGGCUGCACAAGAAGCGUAAACAGGAAUAGAUUUUUUUUAUAAGCGGGUGUUGUAUGAUAUUGUUGGAACCUAAUGGGGACUGGCAAAAUUAGGAUCAUGGCAAUCGAAGUAUGUGAAGUCUGGAAACUUACUACCCACAUCUGGAAUUUAUCUGAUGUGUCCACAUAACGUUAUGCUAUGGUUACACAGCACACAAAAACAAUACAACAUAAAUUCAAAAGCAGUAGAAACUUACAAUAAUCUUUAGACAUAUUAUGAAACUCUUUAUUCAGUUCAAAAAUAGGAAUACUUUUGAGUUUUCUUUUGGCAUCAGUACAUCAACAAAUAUAAUUAACGUCAAUAUUUUGAUCAAAA